AUGGUCGGUGUCUUUCUUGCACCUGAAAGUCCGUGGUGGCAUGUUCGCAGAGGCGACAAGGCAGGCGCCAAAGCUGCAUUGCUUCGUCUGACCUCGCCAGACAAGGACCCGAACUUCAACGCCGACGAGACCAUUGCCAUGAUUGAGCAUACCAACGAAAUGGAGAAGAACAUGUCGGAAGGCACCCGAUGGACGGACCUGUUCAAGGGAACCGAUCUCCGACGAACCGAGAUCGUAUGCUUCACCUGGAUUGCUCAGACAAUCUGCGGGACCAACAUCAUGGGCUACUUCGCAUACUUCAUGCAGAAGGCAGGACUUCCCACCGUUCAAUCUUUCAACAUGUCGAUGAUCUCACUCGCCCUUGGCCUCGUCGGUACUGCUGGCUCGUGGUAUCUCAUGCAGAAGUUCGGUCGACGAACGAUCCAUUUCUCCGGCGGCUGCACACUCUUCAUUAUCCUGAUCAUCGUCGGAUCAUGCUCUUUUGCCGGUACCCAAGCUUCCAAUUGGGCUAUUGGCGCGGUGUUGAUCUUCUUCGUCUUCGUAUACGACUUCACGAUCGGUCCCGUCACAUACUCAAUCGUGUCGGAGAUGUCAUCCACAAGAUUGAAGGCCAAGACGAUCGUACUCGCGCGAGCGCUGUACAAUAUCUCGAAUAUUGUGGUCAACGUACUGACGAACUACCAGCUUGGAGAUGCCAACUGGGCCUGGGGAGCGAAGACGGCGUUCUUCUGGGCAGGUACUUGCGGCUGCGUUGUGGUGUGGGUGUACUUCAGGCUCCCAGAACCGAAGGGUCGGACGUAUGGGGAGCUAGACAUGUUAUUCGAGCAGAGGGUCAGCGCUCGGAAGUUUGCUAGUACGCAGGUCGACCCAUAUGGGCAUGGGCGUGUCGCGGAUGAGAAGGCUGCCGUGGGCUCGGAAUGGAAGGAAGCGAUACCCCAUAACGAUGCCGACGUCGUCGAUCCGCAGAAUGCUGCCCCGAACGCGGUCAUUACCCCCGCUGUGGAAUUGACCAGGCAAAUCUUCAAAACGUUGGUCGACGUCUACGAAGAGCGCAUAUACAGGAUAGUAGCUCUCAUACCGGCCGAAAAACUGCGAGAAGAGUUCGCGCAAAUGCAGACUUCGCCGACAUCUCGACAGCUCAUAUAUGCCUUUUGCGCGUACAUGGCAAACUUUGCGGAAGCUUCCACUAAUGCCAAUUGCGGAUCUACACAGUCUGCACAAAUGGACUCACAAAACUGCUACUUAGAUAAGACAUUACUCUCGCUGCAGCGAGAUAGGAUUACGCAGCUCGAACAUCGAUCAGUUUAUACCUCCUUCUUUCUGUACGGAGCUUACGCUGGCCGAGACGACUAUCGUCAAGCAUGGUUCUAUUUGAGAGAAGCAACUACCUUAUUUAUGAUGCUCAAAGACGAGGACAGGGAUUGGUUCGACAUGAAGACAAGGAAACGGCUGUUUUGGAUCCUGGUAGUGUCAGAAAGGAAUCGGCCCAUCACACUAUCUGUCACUUCCUCAAGCUACCCACUCGAUGGUCAUGAUGAUCUUGGCUUGCUCCACCUCGCAUCAGUCUUCCGACCGCUCGAUGAAGUCUUUUUCGCAGUGUGGAACGGUGCUGCGCAAAACUGCAGUAAAGAGUGGUUAAUCCAGCUCGAGAACGAUGUUCGCACCGCGCUGCCCACUGAUCUCGAACUUUCGAACGAAGAGAUUGCAAAUGCUCGCAUAUCGCAGUUCUGGCUACAGAUCAAACUAUGGGAGCUGUUUCCCCGCUUCGGGUUUCUCUCCACAGAGUCUGUUUACGAUUGCUUAACAUUCAGAUACCCCAUUCUGGUUGGCAAAGACUUGACCAUUCUCUCCAUGAAGCUACCUAUUCAGAGUCUGCAAAUACAUGGCGUCGGCAUGACGGAGAAGGUAUUCGACAUAGCCUGCGCUUUAGCUGACGUUCUUCAUUUCGUGCCUCAGUCUGCAUCACAUGCCGAACUCAGCCCCCCAGAUUACUUGACCCAGUUGAUGCUGUUGAUAGCAAAGCUACCGGGCGGCUCGUCUAAGUUCAUACCCUUGCUGCUAGCGAAAGUCAAUGAACUACUUCCGGAUCUGCUGGAGCACGUAUGCGAAGCAAUUCAAAUGCCAAUCCCCACCAAUCACAACCCUAUGAGUCCAGACACACGAUUUGUGUAUGAAGAGGAGGUUGGUAGAGGCCUUCACGCAGACUUGAGGAGAACGUUCUAG
Alternaria conjuncta is the source of this 2223-nucleotide messenger RNA. RefSeq lists its product as uncharacterized. Gene Ontology annotation, biological process: carbohydrate transport; transmembrane transport. Bases 1 to 2223 code for a protein of 740 amino acids. Gene Ontology annotation, molecular function: carbohydrate:proton symporter activity. Lineage: Eukaryota; Fungi; Ascomycota; Dothideomycetes; Pleosporales; Pleosporaceae. Gene Ontology annotation, cellular component: membrane. The transcript has 5 exons. The record is from RefSeq and is a predicted model, not a curated record.